Molecule: messenger RNA, 1617 nt
Organism: Penicillium manginii
Lineage: Eukaryota; Fungi; Ascomycota; Eurotiomycetes; Eurotiales; Aspergillaceae
Exons: 7
Coding region: 1-1617 (538 amino acids)
Cellular component (GO): cytoplasm; nucleus
Molecular function (GO): mRNA binding
Source: RefSeq, a predicted model, not a curated record
AUGUCCGAUUACCCCGACUCUGACCGUAUGAUGCAGCGUGAGAGGUCUCGUUCUCCCCGUCGCCGUUCUUCCCGCAGUCCCAGACGAAGCCGUCGCUCGUACUCCCCGCGCAGCCGCUCUCGCAGCCGUGUUGAUCGUGGUGACCGUGGUGACCGAGGUGAUCGUGACGACUAUCGCCGCAACGACCGCCGUUCGCGAUCGCCUUUGAGUGCUUCUGGUGCUGCUGGACAGUCUGGCUCGCCUUACGGUGGACGCAGUGGUUACGCGCCGAAACCUUUCGAAAAUCGCUCCCACAACAAAGACAAUAUGAUGCAAUCCGUUCGCGACUCCUCCCAGCAAGACCGCCGUGUCUAUGUGGGCAAUCUUUCCUAUGAUGUGAAAUGGCAUCAUCUCAAAGACUUUAUGAGACAGGCUGGAGAAGUUCUCUUUGCCGAUGUGUUACUGCUUCCAAAUGGAAUGUCGAAGGGAUGCGGGAUUGUGGAAUACGCCACGAGGGAGCAAGCACAAAAUGCUGUCAACACUCUCAGCAACCAGAACCUGAUGGGUCGUCUCGUCUACGUUCGCGAGGACCGUGAGGCCGAGCCUCGAUUCGUCGGUGGUCCGCCCCGUAACGACUUCGGUGGAGGUGGUGGUGGUGGCCGAGGUGGUUUCGGCGGCGGUGGUUUCGGCGGACCCCCUCCUCCCCGCCAUUCCGUCUAUGUGGCGAACGUUUGUUACUCCCCUAUCCCCUAUCUACUAAAAUCGACACAGGGCUUAUUAACGGAUUCCUUCGCACAGGGUGUCACUCCAGGUCGCGAUCUCCACGUCGACCUGCACUAUGACCAUGGACGCUUCAAGGGAUCUGGUGUUGUGCACUUCGACAAUGAGGGCGAUGCGCAGAAUGCCAUUGCCAUGUUCAAUGGCCGGGAUUGGCACAACCGUGUGCUCGAGGUUCGCCCCGAUCGUUUCGCCGGUGUCCCCCGUGGAGGCUUUGGCGGCGGCGGUCGUGGUGGGUUCCCUGGACGCGGUGGGUUCGGCGGUCCUCGCGGUGGCUUUGGCGGUCCCCCUGCCUUCGGUGGUCGUGGUGGCUUCGCUGGCCGCGGCGGCUUUGGCGGUGGGUUCCGUGGUGGCUUCAAUGGCCCUCCUGCCUAUGGCGGCGGCGGCGGCAACAACUUCCAGGCUGGCCCUGCCACUCCCGGCAACGAGUUCACCGAUGGAGUCAGUGGUGGCGGUGACAAGAACUCGGAUAUCUACGUCAGCAACAACGGUGACUUGACCGAGCUCUUCAAGACCAUUGCCCAGGUGGAGCAUGCUGAGAUUCAGUAUCUUCCCGAUGGUCGCUCCAAUGGAACUGGUGUUGUCCGAUUCCAAAGCGACGAGAUGGCCGAGAAGGCAAUUGGUAAGGAUGCGGUGCUUUUAUCAUUGUACAGGAGCCAAUUGACUAAUGAUGCUGCAGACACUUUCACUGGCUACCUUUAUGGUCAGCGUCCCCUGGGUAUCACCUUCGCCAAGCGCAAUGCCCGACCGGGCCCUGAGGCUCAGGGAGAUUCCGGGGAUGUGAUGGGUGGAAUGGACCACCAGGCUCCCCAGGACCAGAUGAUGGAGCCAACAGGCAUCACUCAGGACCAGAUCAUGUAA